Messenger RNA from Letharia columbiana, 393 nucleotides. RefSeq lists its product as uncharacterized. The record is from RefSeq and is a predicted model, not a curated record. Lineage: Eukaryota; Fungi; Ascomycota; Lecanoromycetes; Lecanorales; Parmeliaceae. The transcript has a single exon. Bases 1 to 393 code for a protein of 130 amino acids.
AUGAAUGGUAGCUCCUUCGUCGCGCUUUAUGGCUUGAUAGUCGUGGGCAUAAGUUUGCAUGGUAGAGUGGGUGCCGACAAAGUCGUUGUGGCAUCAGUCUUGACUUGGGCACAUAUGGAGAGGGAUGGCGGGUUUCCGAGAUGCCCCAAUAUGACUGCAGCAACCUUCACUGACUUCAGUGGAUUGGGUAAGACAGAAGCCAUGGCGGACAUCGUACUCAAUUUUGAUUAUGUGCAAUGGAAACUCAAUGGAAAAGAAGUUCGACUGCCUGUUCAGGUCAAUAUCCUUGGCAAUGCUACCUUAGAGUUGGAGUCUCGGGAGAAGCAGAAUCCUUUUGGAGAGCACAUGGUACACGAGAAGUUGGGAGCACAUGGAGAGCUACUCUGUGUGUAG